Molecule: messenger RNA, 1847 nt
Organism: Pyricularia oryzae 70-15
Lineage: Eukaryota; Fungi; Ascomycota; Sordariomycetes; Magnaporthales; Pyriculariaceae
Product: FAD dependent oxidoreductase superfamily protein
Exons: 2
Coding region: 139-1398 (419 amino acids)
Biological process (GO): retrograde transport, endosome to Golgi
Cellular component (GO): late endosome; cytoplasm
Molecular function (GO): oxidoreductase activity
Source: RefSeq, a predicted model, not a curated record
CCAUCACAAUCAUUCGAUAAUGCGCAGCUUCUCCUAUUUAUCCUGCAGUCCGUCUCCAGGACCUCCUUCGAUCAUGUAGCCUUGCACCUUGAUAGGGAUCAAUCAGUUGAUGGUUAGAUUCAAGCCAUACCGAAUGCCAUGUCGACCGUCAUAGUAGGUUCAGGGAUCAUUGGCGUGGCCACCGCGUUUUAUCUAUCCAAGUCAGAAGCUCCCAGCUCGAUUCAUCUGGUAGAUAAUUCCGAUGUGCUCUUCUCGUCGGCAUCGGGAUUCACCGGAGGCUUCUUGGCCAAAGACUGGUUCAAUGGCGCGAUGCUCCGUCUGGCCCAGCUGAGCUUCCAGGAGCAUCAAAGGCUAGCCCGCGAGCAAGGAGGACCCGAGAAAUGGGGAUACCGGACCGGAACUGCCUUUUCGUAUAUCCCGGCCCCAGAAACGGCAGACGCCGCCAAGACCAUUUCUGGCGACUGGCUACGACAGGGAACCAGUCGGUCCGAGGAGGCAGCAAACUCGGAAGAGCCUGCCCAGGUUGAGGAGCAAGCGCCGGCUUGGCUACGGAGAUACAAGGGCGACAGGAUCGACUGUCUCAGCGUGGACACAGUUGCUCAGGUCGAUCCUGCGGCACUCUGUCGCUUUCUACUGAGCCAAUGUAUUGAUGCUGGCGUCCACCUACACCAGCCAGCCACUGUGCUAUCGGUACAUGCAGACAACCGUGGCGAGCUGGCCAGCGUACGGAUAGCCGAUACCAAGUCGUCGUUGGAGACGGAUAUUCCGUGCACGAGGGUGGUUGUCACGGCCGGCGCAUGGUCUCCUCAAGUCUUCAAGACACUCUUCCCCGACUCACCGGUUGAGCGUCUCCCGAUCUUUAGUCUUGCUGGAUACUCACUAUUGCUGAAAACUCCUCACUGGAAGGCCAACACUGUAGACACUGGGUUUCAACGAUCGCGUGCAGUGUACUCGGCGCGGAUGAGCGGUAUGGCACCCGAGAUGUUCUCAUGGGGUGAUGGGACCGUCUACAUUGCCGGGCUGAAUGACGCGGCCAUGCCACUCCCGAAAGUUGCGACCGAGGCCAAGAAACAAAUCCAGCCAGAGUCGGUGGAGAGGCUAAAGGAUACUGCGAGGAAGUUGGUAGAGGGCGAGCUCGAGUUCACGCGGGAAGCUCUGUGCUUCCGGCCGGUCACGGACAUUGGAACUCCUAUCAUCUCGAGGGUGCCGGACGAAAUGCUUGGUAAUGGCGUCACUACGAGGGGCGGAGGCCAAGGCGGCGUCUUUCUUGUUGCUGGACAUGGGCCGUGGGGGAUCAAUCUGAGCCUGGGGACGGGGAAAGUAGCCGCCGAGAUGGUAAUGGGCAGGGGAAGCAGCAUUGGAGACGUGGAUUUCUUUGCUCUGUCUAGGUUCGUCUAAAGAUUUCGGAGACGCGAAUUUGGGGAAAGACAAGGGCUCUCGCCCUCCGAGGUUCGCUGAUGGCAAAGCUUCUCCAAUUAUGAUGCAAUGACAAAGAAAGACCCUUGAAGGCGGUUCAAGGAACAUGACUCGAGCAACAAUGGGAAAACAUCGGAAGUUAGCUUGGGUAGGUAAGGUAGGUAGAUAGCUAAUUACCCAGCUAGCUGGCCUUGGUGGAGAUGGUUCUUUAAACCCCGCACGCUGAUAUAUGGGGUAUAAAAGUGCCAAGGCUGGCUAAUAGUACCGUCAGCCGUAUAGCAAAGCAGAUAAGAGCCUUAUGAGACUUGAUGUUGAUCGUAAACAUGGGUUUUCUCCACUAUACAGAGCGUAUUGCUAUCAUGGUGCCUUUAAUCAAGGACACUGUCUCCUAUCAUGAGUUCCAUCAGCACCGGGUUGCUAUGCGACAUUUU